UUUAUUCAUUAUAUGAACGUUAUCUUUAUCAAUGAGUCGCGAUCAAAGUUCGGACUGACUCACCUUCAUCAGUGCUGGCUGAUAGCUGGGACGGGCAAACAGGAACCGUCUGCACGCUGUGAAAAGGGACUACAAGACCAUGGGGACGUUCGGAGGACACGCUCUACCAGGUUCCUUCUUCAUCAUCUUUGCGAUAUGGUACACCAUCCAGUCCUUCCGGAGAUUCUUCCAGUGUCGGGAAAAUGGCGCCAGGUUUACAUCCACCGUCACUUUCCCCUGCUCCUGCCUCUGCGGCAGAUUCAAGAACUGGCCAGUUGAAGCCAUGAUCAAACUAUUCUUCAUCACAGUCGGAUUUACCCUUGAGAUCAUACAUGGUUUCGUCGACGGACAAUUCAGAGCCAUUGGCAACGGACAACACGCGACAAUGUUCUUCUUCUUUGGCCUUACUGGACUCAUUGAUAUUCUCAUACACUUCAGAGCCCCGCUUCCACGUAAUAUUGACUACAUCUCCAACGCUAUGGCUUUUGGUGUUGAGGCCCUCCUGUUCAACUUCCAUCUGUACGGGAGAACUCCCUUGGAUGUUCUCGUGCACGUUCUGCUGCUAUAUGUCGUCUUGGCCAGCAUAGUCUGUGUGUUUGCAGAGAUGCGGUACCGGCAUAACCUGCUGGCCCCACUGGGACGCUCAUACCUCAUGAUGAUGCAAGGAACAUGGUUCUGGCAGGUGGGGUUCAUUCUUCACCCUCCGCUCGGUGGGGCCAAGUGGAACGAGAAUGAUCAUGGACAGCUGAUGAUCGCUACUAUGUAUUUUACUUGGCACGGCGGUUUCAAUUUCAUUAUCAUGCUUCUCAUCGGUGCUGUCAUUGCAUGUCGCUAUCGACGUCGUACUGGUCACUAUAGCAACGAGCUAAACAUGAAACGGCUGAUACGUUCAUCAGGCGAACCGAAAAGUGUCAGCCCCAGUUACGAAAGUGGAUCGGAGAUAGAGUUUGAAAAACCGGCCAACGCACCUUGAUCAGUUGUAAAACUCAAGUAUUUUGUGAUAGGUACUUUUCAUGCGCUGAAGUGUUCCUUCGUACCGCGAGCUGUAGCUUGAGAUAUCUAAUUCACGAUGCACAAUAUGUUCCGUUACAGAAUUGAAUAUGAAACAUGCUUACUAGCGCACUUAAAAUAAUGUAUUUGUGUGUUACUGUGCUUUAUGAAAGACAAUAAUGUGACAAUUAGAGAUUGCUUACGGAGUAGUCGUUGAUAGCACUGGCGUUAUAAUCAUGUUUUGUGUAGAAAUAACGAUAUUGUGAUUGAAAAUAAAAUCGAUCUCUUUUGA
This is a messenger RNA of Haliotis rufescens (red abalone), 1321 nucleotides long. RefSeq names its product transmembrane protein 45B-like. The coding region runs from base 140 to 1012 and encodes 290 amino acids. The transcript is spliced from 2 exons. NCBI's taxonomy places the organism in Eukaryota, Metazoa, Mollusca, Gastropoda, Lepetellida, Haliotidae. The record is from RefSeq and is a predicted model, not a curated record.